GUGCAAUUGGAAAAGCAGCGGGUUCUGUUACUAUAAGCGUGAUAGCCAACGAUGGGUCGUAUGCACAGUGGUGGAAAAGGGAUUUCAAGAAGUGCUUUGCCUUAUAGACGAUCUGUCCCAGGAUGGCAAAAAAUGACAGCAGAUGAAGUAAAGGAGCAGAUAUACAAGUUAGCAAAAAAGGGAUUAUCACCAUCUCAAAUUGGUGUUAUUCUGCGUGACAGCUUUGGUGUUGCUCAGGUCAGGUGGCUAGCUGGAAACAAAAUACUUCGCAUUCUGAAAUCUAAGGGUUUGGCACCAGAUAUUCCAGAGGAUUUGUACCAAUUAGUCAAAAAGGCAGUUGCUAUUCGUAAACACUUAGGCAGGAAUGCUAAGGAUAAAGACAGUAAAUUUAGACUUAUUCUGGUUGAAAGCCGUAUCCAACGUUUGGCGCGCUACUACAAAAGAAAAAGAGUUCUACCGCCUAACUGGAAGUAUGAUAGUUCCACAGCGUCAACACUGAUUGCUUAAUCCAUUAAAUGACAAUGUAAAGUAUGUGGUUGAAUAAAUUUGCCUUGGCGACAUGUUUACCAUAAUUUUAUAAAAACAGCAAGGUGGUUGGUUUGGGUCUAGAUUGACCCACUUGUCAUUUUUAAACUGCCGUAUAAUCCAAAAAAAUAUCUCACUUAAUAUUUGAUAGGUCCUGUGUAUUCUCUUGUAUUCGUGUUGCAUGUUAGUCUUAAGGUUCACUAGCAAUGGUCAUCAUGCUCCAUGAUUUUUUCACUUUAAGCAUAUCAGUAGUGAUUUUAUGGAUCUAAGUCGUGGCCAAUUCUCCAUGGAUCGUUACUAUUACUGAUUCUAAACAUAUUUUAGUGGAAAAUUAAUUAAUAAUUUCUGUUUUUUCAAUAAGAUACGUCUUGUCCCCAUUUAAAUGAUCGCUACUUAAAAUAAGUAUCUACGUAAAGUAGUUUAAAUACAAUUAUGAUCACUCACUA
Schistosoma spindalis is the source of this 971-nucleotide messenger RNA. The record is from the annotation of a GenBank genome assembly. NCBI's taxonomy places the organism in Eukaryota, Metazoa, Platyhelminthes, Trematoda, Strigeidida, Schistosomatidae.